This is a messenger RNA of Amaranthus tricolor (Joseph's coat), 3063 nucleotides long. Its product is annotated as cell division control protein 48 homolog C-like. NCBI's taxonomy places the organism in Eukaryota, Viridiplantae, Streptophyta, Magnoliopsida, Caryophyllales, Amaranthaceae. The transcript is spliced from 11 exons. Gene Ontology annotation, cellular component: nucleus. The record is from RefSeq and is a predicted model, not a curated record. Bases 368 to 2608 code for a protein of 746 amino acids. Gene Ontology annotation, molecular function: preribosome binding; ATP hydrolysis activity; ATP binding. Gene Ontology annotation, biological process: ribosome biogenesis.
CGUAAGGUUAAGGUAAACUAAACACUACUUUGCAUUAGAAUUCCAUAUGAUCCUAAUUUUGGGUUUAUAGGUUUACUAAUUACUACUUUUUUCAAGCGUUGUUAAGAACACUGAUUUUUUUCCAAAAAUCAAUUCUAAAAAUUUUGCAACACGCGAUUACGUCUUCAUUGCUUCGGUGCUUCCUAUAUUAGUUAUCCCUAUUUCUGUUCUGUGUUCUUCCUUCCAGAAUCCAGCCUCCUCCGCCAGCACCGCAGCAGCCCGCCCAGCCUACUCCUCCAGAGGGCAGCCGGAAGCCUGCGGCCACCGCUUAGUCGCCCACCACCACCAGAAAACUUCUCUUAUCGGUUUUCACUCUCCUAGGGUGAAAAUGGUCAAAAGAUUUGGCCGGAAGCGUUCAUAUAAAACACCAGUGUUGUCAUCGGCGGUAAUUGAAGAGCGUAUAGAUAAGUGUAAAUUAACUCAUCUUUGUCCUGACGAAAUCGCCGACCAUCUGUACUCCGCUUUUCCCGACUACAACCACUACAAGCUCAUUCCUUUUCGCUCAAAAAUUAGGAAAAUUCUUCAACAACAAUUGCGGAAAAGAAAGAGGGAUUGUGCUAUAAAUGAUGAAAAGUAUUCUGUGUUGCGGUCCUCUGUUUCCACUAAUUCGUUUUCGAUGUCAUCUCAUGAUGACAGUGACAGUGAGGAUAUGUUGAAAUUCAUGCUUAGGGAAGGAUAUAAAGAUAAUUUGAAAUUUACUGAAAAUUCGAGGGACUGUGCUAAUUCGAAGGAUUCGGGUGAACUAUGUAGCAAAAUAAUCGAAGAAGAAAGAGGUGAUGACGAGAAAGACCUACAAAGAGGUGUUGGGCCAAGUUUUAGAGAUUUCGGAGGGAUUAAGAAGCUGCUGGAAGAUUUAGAAUGGGAUGUAAUUCAGCCUUUACGACACCCAAAGUUAAUGCGGCUUAUGGAUGUAAAGCCGAUUUCUGGGAUUUUGCUUUAUGGUCCUCCUGGUUGUGGUAAGACACGGUUAGCUCAAGCCAUUGCUCACGAGACAAGUCUUCCUUUCUAUCAGAUAUCCGCCCCUGAACUCGUCUCUGGUGUCUCCGGUGCAUCGGAGGAGAAGAUUCGUGAAUUAUUCUCAAAAGCAUAUAAAACUUCUCCUUCAAUUGUAUUUAUUGAUGAGUUCGAUGCAAUUGCUUCAAAGAGAGACAAUAUGCAAAAAGUGGCAGACUGUCGUAUUGUUAAUCAAUUAUUGACAUGCAUGGAUGAGUCUCAUAAGCCUGUGAAGCGGAAUGGUGAGAUUGCAAAUUGUGAACCUGAUGAACGAUUAGGUUAUGUUCUUGUUAUUGGAGCUACCAACAGGCCUGAUGCUAUAGACCCUGCAUUGAAGAGGUGUGGGAGAUUUGACAAAGAGAUCCUAUUACCAAUUCCUGAUGAAAAGGCAAGGGCUGAGAUACUCUCCUUAUUGACAUUAAACAAAAGAGUUGAUGGUGACCUUGAUAUGGCAAAAAUAGCCAGGGCAACUCCAGGCUUUGUUGGUGCUGAUUUAGUACACCUGGUUAACAAAGCUGGAAUUCUUGCCAUGAAAAGGUUCAUCAUUCAUCAGAGGUUGGAUCCAGGCGUUCAACUAGCGGAGGAUCAACUGGAUGAAUCUCCUGAAGAGUUGGAAAAGCUCAAGAUUUUGAUGGUUGAUUUCGAGGAGGCAGCUAAAUUGGUGCAACCCUCAUUACGAAGGGAAGGCUUCUCUGCCAUUCCAAAGGUGACAUGGGAAGAUGUUGGAGGACUGAAAGAAUUAAGAAGAGAGUUUGAACGCCAUAUUGUUGGGCGCAUAAAAUACCGUCAGCUUGAUGAGAUAGCUGGAGUGGAAUCUGCGACAGAUUUCUUGCUUUUUGGGCCCCCUGGUUGUGGAAAGACUCUGAUUGCCAAGGCUGUAGCUCAUGAGUCUGGAGCAAGUUUUAUCCAUAUCAAGGGCCCUGAACUUUUAAACAAGUAUGUUGGUGAAAGUGAAUCACAUAUAAGGAUGUUAUUUCAUCGCGCUAGGACCUGUUCUCCAUGCAUACUUUUCUUUGAUGAGGUGGAUGCUUUGACUGCACAGCGUGGGAAAGAAGGGAGCGGCGUUGUAGAUCGACUUGUAACCCAGCUUUUGAUCGAGUUAGAUGGCGGAGAAGAUCGUCGUGGUGUUUAUGUAAUUGGGGCUACAAAUCGACCUGAGGUGGUGGAUCGGGCACUCCGGAGGAACGGGAGAUUCGGAAAUCUCUUGUACGUGCCACUACCUAAACCUGAUGAACGUGGUUUGAUUUUAAACGCUCUGGCUAGGAAGAAACCGGUAGAUGCGAGCUUGAACCUGUUUGAUCUGGGCAGAAGUUCAAUUUGUGAAAAUUUUAGUGGUGCUGACCUUGUUGAACUGAUGAAUGAAGCUGCAAUGGCUUUGCGGGAUGAGAUGCUAACUGCUUUCAAAGAUGAGCCGACAUCAGGGAAGGGUGUUUUAGCAUCUCCUGAUUUCACUAUUAAGCAAGCUCAUUUUGAACUUGCACGACGUAGAGUUUUCCCUUCUGUGUCUGAAGAGCAAAGACAGUACUAUGAUAUGUUGUCAAAGAAGUUUAGAGCAACUUCAAAUUUUCCAAGGUAAGCCCGGGCUCAUUGGAUAGUUGGACAACACAAGACCUUGAUAGAUAUCGGAUAUGGGUCGUCUUGCCAAUCACCUACCUUCCCGAGCCCUGGCAAUUAAGCGGGAUUUAUUAGGUACAGUGGAUGGAUUGCAUUGUUGGAAAUUUGUUAUUGAAUUUAGGGGUGGUGGUUCUGGCCGGUUCAAGGUGCACCGAUCGCUUAGGAUUUUGUUAUUGUUGGGAACUUGUUACUAAUUCUUUCUUCCAACAUAAAAUUAGAAGAGAAUCAUUAGUUUAUUACUUUUUAUGUUCUUUUGAAACCCUUCUACCUUUUUGUUUCUUUCACUGUUACCAUUCUUUUUUCUACUGAAAUUAACAUUUCUUAUUCCUCUUUCAAAAAAUUGUUUUUGAAAGAAAAUGAGAACAAAUAAAUACUAUCAAAUUAUCAAUGCAUUAACCCAAAAUGACCAAUUCACAA